Molecule: messenger RNA, 1652 nt
Organism: Cuscuta epithymum
Lineage: Eukaryota; Viridiplantae; Streptophyta; Magnoliopsida; Solanales; Convolvulaceae
Source: the annotation of a GenBank genome assembly
AUUUUUAUCCUUUGAAUCCUCGAUCCUCCUUCUCCAUUCCUCCAGUCCUCAGCCCUGCCGCCCACCUUCCUCCUCUCUGUGGCCCUGUCAGCUAUCGCAGACUCGCAGCGACGCACGUCAAGCAGCGCUCCAGACUUGCAGUUGCAGAGUUGAGGUCAGCAUUCGCGAAUCGCUCCGGUCUUAGAUUUGCACGGGAGACUUGAACCAUUUUCUCCUCCUUUUGUAUAGAGUAGGAUUAUCAAAUAUAAGGAGUACAAUUCAAAUUAGCUUUUGAACUGAAUUACAUACGGAGUGUGAUCGAAAUCCAUAUUGGGCCGUAGGCAAGUGUGACCCGAUAAAGCUCACUUCUCAUUUGAUUCUUAUUGUUCGUUGAUCUAUCUUGAUGACACAGAAACAAGCAAAGGUACCAAACAUGGAUUCAUCCUCACUGCUAUUCAGCCAGCUCAAGGCUGCGGAGCCCUUCUUCUUACUCGCUGGUCCCAAUGUGAUUGAAUCUGAGGAUCAUAUUCUUUACAUGGCCAAGCACUUGAAGGCCCUGACUUCCAAACUUGGGCUAAAAUUUGUAUUCAAGUCAAGCUUUGACAAAGCUAAUCGCACUUCCUCCAAAUCAUUCCGUGGUCCUGGCAUGUAUGAAGGUUUGAAGAUCCUUGAAAGGGUGAAAACAAUUUAUGAUGUACCCGUGGUGACUGAUGUUCAUGAAAGCAUUCAGUGUGAAGCAGUGGGGAGGGUUGCUGAUAUAAUUCAAAUUCCUGCUUUCUUAUGCCGGCAGACAGACCUCCUUGUUGCAGCUGCCAAGACUGGCAAAAUAAUCAAUAUCAAGAAAGGGCAGUUUUGUGCACCAUCUGUCAUGUUAAAUUCUGCUGAAAAGGUCAGAUUGGCUGGAAAUGACAAUGUAAUGGUAUGCGAGAGAGGCACCAUGUUUGGCUAUAAUGACUUGAUAGUUGAUCCACGGAACUUAGAAUGGAUGAGGGAAGCAAAUUGUCCAGUGGUGGCUGAUAUAACACAUUCUUUGCAACAACCUGCUGGAAAGAAGUUGGAUGGGGGAGGUGUUGCUAGUGGCGGUCUUCGUGAAUUGAUUCCUUGCAUUGCCAGGACAGCCGUUGCUGUAGGAGUGGAUGGGCUUUUUAUGGAGGUGCAUAAUGAUCCUCUAAAUGCUCCAGUAGAUGGUCCUACACAGUGGCCUCUUCGCCAUCUGGAAGAACUGCUGGAAGAGCUAAUCGCAAUCAGUGGGGUUAGCAAAGGGAAGAAACCAUUCAAACUUGAUCUCACCCCAUUCCGUGAUUAAAUUUCGGGAUUGUGAGAAGAAUCCACAUGCGAAAAUAUACGGAAUAUACGUCCAUUGGUCGUAUAAUGCAUACUGCUGCUGCAAGGGAAAUAGCUGCAAAAUUUUGAUUGUCUGAACAAUUUAAUUUAACUAGUAUUGUACCCGUGCGAUGCACGGGACAAUAAUAUGUUUGUAUUUUUUGCGUCAUUAUUUUAAAGUAAUUAUAAAGAUAUGCUAAUAGUCAAGUUCCUUAGAAAUUAGAAUGAUUUAAUGUUAAAAAAAUACUCCCUAUAUUAUGAUGUAUAAAUAUUGCGAUAAAAUAGUACUCCGUAUGGGAUCGGGGUUGAAUUUAAAAAAGAAAGAAAAACAUUCACCAAAAUGACCAAAU